Chenopodium quinoa (quinoa) is the source of this 1651-nucleotide messenger RNA. RefSeq lists its product as uncharacterized. The transcript is spliced from 8 exons. NCBI's taxonomy places the organism in Eukaryota, Viridiplantae, Streptophyta, Magnoliopsida, Caryophyllales, Amaranthaceae. The record is from RefSeq and is a predicted model, not a curated record. Bases 189 to 1361 code for a protein of 390 amino acids.
GCCUACUUGGUCUCUCUAUCUCUCUCUCUCACACACCUUUCCUUUGUUGCUCCUUUACCAAAAAAAAAAAAAAAAAACCACUCGUAACAACUAGGGCAAAAUUCAGGAUACGACUAUAUCUUCGUCUCUCUCUUCUCCCUGCCUUGUUGUCUGCAGAGUUGAAGGAAGUCCUAAUUUGUGGAUAAAGGAUGAGAAAAGGUGGAGGAUUUAGUGAUAUGUUGGAAAGGACCCUUGAUAGCGAUAGCAAGGGUCGUUUUGUGAAGCUGAUUCAAAAACAUCCAAGUGAGAUUACGAAAUCUUUGGUAGAAAAGUGUGCUGAAUUUGGUGCCCAGAAGUGUUUGCUUGCGUUGCUCAAUGGGGAAGUAUGCGAAUGCGAUGCUCUUCCUGCACUUGUUGAUGAUCACUCACCUUCAUCUAAUGCUCUCACCUAUGUUGCUCAUUCCUGUCCCGACCCUCAAAUUAUUCAUCUAAUGCUCAACCGAUGCAACGCUAUUCCUCUUGUUAAUGUCACUUGCUCUUUUGCAUCAGUACACGGUCUUCCAAUCCAUUUUGUCCUGCUCCAUUUGAGUUAUUUGGAGCAUUUGUACCCUUGGAUUCGCGGCGACUAUCUCAUCAAACUUAUUAUUUUACUUUGCCAAUGGAAAACGAAACCGAUAUUGGACUCUGCACGGUUGCUUGCCCAAUACACUGAUUCAAUCAACGAUAUUGCUUGGACUUUUGUUAACUUUGGAGCAUUGAAACAGUUUGGGGCUCUGCUUUUGGUUGCCCGAGAAAAGGUUAUGGCUCCGUUUGACACAGGCUUGACCAUUCACCAACGCUUAGCAAAUGAGAUCGAUUCAUUUUCUAAAACUGACAUUGGAAGUGAACAAGCUGAGUACAAAAACAUUCUUAUAGAUGCACGACAACUACUUGACGUAUUUGAGAGAGCUGGUGAUGCUUUGGGCCUGUAUUGUAGCUCAAUGCAGAAAAAUGUGGCUAUGGAAGAAGCAAUUGCUGAUGUUUGUGAGUUGCUCAAAAAAUCCAAGGUUCAUGUGAUUCAUGGUGACCUCAAAUUAGAUAUCUAUUUCAGAGAACAUCGUGCUGUGUCCAAAAUUAACUCGCUAUCCUCGAAGAUUUUAGCUCCAGCGCGCUUUGAGUCAAAAAAGGGAGAUUGGUUAAAUGUUCCCCCUGCUGGAGAUUCUUUCUCCAAUUUUCUAUUACAAAGUGGUUACCGUCCCGUGCGUAAUUCAAUGGGGUUGCUGAAUCCUGUACGGUUUAUGAGCACAACAGCUUGUCACAUGAAAAACAGCAUCAGCCCAGCUGCUCAGCACUUGGCUUACAGGACUGUCAUGAAACUGAAAAAAGGGUUGAGGUUUUUGUGAGUUCUCAUUGUGUACCCUAAUAUAAAGUAGAUUAUAAGACAUGUACUAAGUUGCUAUUGGAUGCUGGUAUUUUGUGAACAACUCGACUUCUAAUUUAGCUGCUGCUUCUUAUUUAGGCUAAAAAAGCAGGCUAACUGUUUAGCAAGACCUGGAACCUUGUAUGUUUGGAUGUUUUUUUGCGUACAAGGGUUUCCCAUCUCUAAGAUUAUAUUUGUACUUCAAGGAUAUCUAUUGAGGGAUAUGAAUGGCUAGAUGCAUUUAAUGAGAUGGGGAAAUGGGAUGUUGAAUGA